This is a messenger RNA of Pyrgilauda ruficollis (rufous-necked snowfinch), 1044 nucleotides long. Its product is annotated as histidine-rich glycoprotein-like. The transcript is spliced from 2 exons. The annotation marks the transcript as partial. The record is from RefSeq and is a predicted model, not a curated record. Lineage: Eukaryota; Metazoa; Chordata; Aves; Passeriformes; Passeridae.
AGCCGGAACGUCUCGGGGCUGCGCGAGGCCCUGCAGAGGAAAAUCGGGGCCCUGGAGCUGCAGCUGCGUCUCCAUGGCAACGGCUCCCAUCACCAUGGCAACCACCAGCACGGCCACCACGACGGUCACCACGGCAACCACCAGGAGGAGAAGCAUCCCCACGGUUUCCAUGGCAACCACCACGGCGAUCCCCAUGGCAACCACCACCAGGAGAAGCACGGGGACCACGCGGAGCAUCACGGUUACCAUGGCAACCGCCAUCACCAGGAGGAGGAGAAGCAUCCCCACGGUCACCAUGGCAACCACCACCACAACCAGGAGGAGGAGAAGCAUCCCCACGGUUUCCAUGGCAACCACUACCACCACGAAGGUCACCACAGCGACCACCACGGUCACCAUGGCGACCACCAGCGCGGUCACCACGGCGACCACGAGAAGCACGGGGACCACCAGGCUGGUCUCCAUGGCAACCAUCACCAGGAGAAGCAUCCCCACGGUUUCCAUGGCAACCACGAGAAGCACGGGGACCACCACGAGAAGAACCUCCACGGUUUCCACGGCAACCACGACGGUUUCCACGGCAACCACCACUCCCACGGUCUCCAUGGCGACCACGAGAAGCAUCCCCACGGUCUCCAUGGCGACCACGACGGUCUCCAUGGCAACCACCACCACGAGAAGCAUCCCCACGGUUUCCAUGGCAACCACAACGAUCUCCAUGGCAACCACCACCAGGAGAAGCAUCCCCACGGUUUCCAUGGCAACCACGCCCCCCACGAUCACCACGGCAACCAGCACCCCGGUUACCACGGCGACGGCGCCAAGGCCGCCGACCCCUCCAGACCCCACGGUUACCACGGCAACCGCAGCGCCGCCCUCCACAGCAACCACCCGCCCGGUCUCCAUGGCGACGGCAAGCCCGGCAACCGGCUGGAGGCCGGUAACCAUGGCAACCGCCCGCAGCACCAGCACCUCCUCCAUGGCAACCGCUACGGCGGUUUCCGGGCGCCGUUCCCCCUCCGCACCAAUUCCGUGUUUGCCCGG